This is a messenger RNA of Effrenium voratum, 1263 nucleotides long. The record is from the annotation of a GenBank genome assembly. Lineage: Eukaryota; Dinophyceae; Suessiales; Symbiodiniaceae.
AUGAAGUAUUUCUGCAAGGACUGCUGUCCGUGUCCGCACGGCAAAUUGAGGAAUUGGUGCAAGGACUGCUGUCCGUGCCCGCACGGCAAAUUGAGGACGCAGUGCCAGGAAUGUGCUCGCCCGUGCCCGCACGGCAAAGUUCAGAACCACUGCAAGCUCUGCCAGGCGUGCCCCCACGGCAAACUCCGCCACUGCUGCAGUAAGUGCAGUGGCUGCGAACACGAGAAGCCCAUCCGGGAUUGCCGGAUCUGCUCCUCCUGCGUGCACGGCAAACUCAAGCGCAACUGCGCGGUCUGCUAUCGCGUGAAGCUGCGGGAGAAGCAGAGGCCACCGGCCGCCUACUUCCAGUGCCCCCACAGCAAGCUGCGGAGGAAAUGCCCCCAGUGCAGCAGCUGCGGCCAUGGGAAGGUGAGGAGCUUCUGCCGGAUCUGCCACCCCUGCGAGCACGGGAGGUUGAAGCACAACUGCCCACAGUGCCGUCCCUGCCCACAUGGCAAGCUGCUGCGUCACUGUGUUCAGUGCAAUCCCUGCGAGCAUGGCAAGCUGAAGCGGAACUGCGUGCUUUGUGCGGGCUGCCCUCACGGCCUUGAGCGGCGGGCCUGCGCAGAAUGCAGCGGCUGCCCCCAUGGGGCGGUGAAGAGGACGUGCCUCCAAUGCAGCGGUUGCGAGCACGGAAUCGUGAAGCUCAACUGCCCGCUCUGCAGCACGGAGGUGUGUCCGCACGGCAAAGCGGCGCGGCGCUUCUGUCGCCUCUGCAGACCCUGCUCCCACGGCAAGGUGAAGUUCAGUUGCCGCAAGUGCAAGCCCAGACCCUGCCCCCACGGCAAGAAGAGGAACUGCUGCGUGGAGUGCGUGGGUUGUCCCCACAAGAAGCUGCUGCAGAACUGCGCGCUCUGCCAGCCCUGUCCCCACGGAGGCCUCAAGCAGAACUGCCUCCACUGCAAAGCCUGCGAGCACGGGAAGGUCAAGACCUCCUGCGCCAUCUGCCGCGGCUGCCCCCAUGGGAAGCUGAAAAGGAACUGCAAGCAGUGUGGUGCGAAGCCGACGCUCUGCGAGCACGGCAAGCAGAGGGCCAACUGCCUCAAGUGCAAAGGCUGCCCUCACGAGAUGCUCCGGCGGAACUGCCCCAAGUGCACCGGCUGUAACCACGGCAAGCGGAAGCGGCUCUGCGCUGUGUGCAACCCUCGGAUGCAGAAGGCCUUGCAGACGGCCAAAACGAAGGCGAAGGCCAAGGCGCAGGCGAAGCCUCGGAAGGAGCGCUGA